Molecule: messenger RNA, 5580 nt
Organism: Oncorhynchus mykiss (rainbow trout)
Lineage: Eukaryota; Metazoa; Chordata; Actinopteri; Salmoniformes; Salmonidae
Source: RefSeq, a predicted model, not a curated record
AGGUAAUGCCAGUAGGAACGUAUUGGACAGGGAAAAGGGUGUUGGCACUGGCUGCAUGUUCUUCAGUCUAAACCACAGCCGUCCAUUUUGAUUCCUGAGGCCUGUGACAUUUUCAGCCCUGUCUUUGUAAGGCCCUUCCUGCAUUCCUGUGAGCCGUCUACUGGUAAGCUGUGUGUGCUUUCUACAGCAGCUCGCCUCAGCCGGAGCCGUGUGUGUGCAGUGUGCUCAGCAGGCAGGGAGGGAAUGUCUUCAAAAUGGACGCCAUACACACUGCCUCAGAGCCGUGGAGGAAGAGGGAGGGAAUCUGAUACGCUCCCUCUAAGCCUGUGUAACUGCAUCCCCCAUGUUUUAGAAAAUGCACACAGCCAGUGAGGGCUAUAUGGACUUUGAGGGACUUGGUUGCAGAGGUUUUGUGAGAGUGAGGAGAAAUCCUCUCUGCAUUGCAGCACUGUGUCUGAGGAAAGAGGGGAGAAGAUAGCCUGUGUGGCACACUAAGCCGGGCGCCCAAUCAGGCAACUCCUCCGUGUGGCGCACAAACCAAUCAGAAGCCCACAGCUGAGGUUAAAGAUUGACAAUCGCAGAGAGAGCAGCAGGAAGAGCAAGGCCCUUCUGGAAAAUUCUGCUUUGUCUCAUCCCCCACCGGCCUCACUAAUUGAAAAAAAAAAAAAAAAGCCUGAAGAAUUCUGUGCGUAAAGAGGAAAAAGUGUGGCUGAGGAGGAGGUGAAGACUGAGUCAGAUGCAGUAGAGGGGAUGGAGAUCUCUACACGAUCCAAAGUUUCAGUCCCUGGAUUAGUGGAGCGAGCGGCGCAGAAACGAAAGGUGCCCAGCCCCCCUCACUCAUCCAACGGUCACUCCCCUGCUGAGACCUCCUCCAGCCCGGUCAAAAAGAAGAAGAAACCAGGAGCAGUCAGCAGCAGUAAAGACCAGUCAGAACUAAGACAUGGUCCCUUUUACUAUGCGAAGCAGCCAGCACUCACCACAGACCCUGUUGAUGUUGUACCGCAGGACGGCAGGAAUGACUUUUACUGCUGGCUGUGCCACCGCGAGGGCCAGGUGCUCUGCUGUGAGCUCUGCCCGAGGGUGUACCACGCCAAGUGCCUCAAACUGCCCGCAGAGCCCGAGGGUGACUGGUUCUGCCCUGAGUGUGAGAAAAUAACAGUUGCUGAGUGCAUAGAGACUCAGAGUAAAGCAAUGACGAUGCUAACACUAGACCAGCUGUCUUACCUGCUAAAGUUUGCACUCCAGAAGAUGAAACAGCCAGGUGACCAACCACGCUCGUCAUCUCACUCCCCCCAUGCAGCCGCCACGCAGAGAAAGGCUUUUAAUUGGACGGAACCCUUCCAGAAGCCAGUAUCUCUGGAACAGCAUCCGGACUACGCAGAGUAUAUUUUUCACGCCAUGGACCUCUGUACAUUAGAGAAGAAUACAAAGAAGAAAAUGUAUGGCUGUACCGAAGCUUUCUUGGCAGAUGUGAAAUGGAUUUUGCACAACUGCAUAAUUUAUAAUGGAGGAAAUCAUAAGCUCACUGCCACAGCUAAGGUCAUAGUGAAAAUCUGUGAACAUGAGAUGAAUGAGAUUGAAGUCUGUCCGGAAUGCUAUCUGUCAGCUUGCCAAAAGAGAGACAACUGGUUCUGUGAGCCAUGUAGUGAUCCUCACCCUCUAGUGUGGGCCAAGCUGAAGGGGUUUCCAUUCUGGCCUGCCAAAGCACUGCGGGACAAAGACGGGCAGGUGGAUGCUCGCUUCUUUGGGCAACACGACAGGGCGUGGGUCCCCUUAAACAACUGCUACCUCAUGUCCAAGGAGAUUCCCUUCUCUGUGAAGAAGACUAAGAGCAUCUUCAACAGCGCCAUGCAGGAAAUGGAGGUCUACGUGGAGAACAUGAGGAAGAAGUUUGGAGUGUUCACCUAUGCCUCCUUCAGGACGCCCUAUACCCCUGACAACCAGUACCAGAUGCUGCUGGACCCCGCCAACCCCUCAUCCGGCUCGGUCCGGCCGGAGAAGCAUGAAAAGAUCAAGUUCAACUUCGACAUGACUGCAUCUCCCAAUAUGCCCUUGUCCAGGAGCAUGCUGUCAGGAGGGGGCGGGGGCAUGGGCGGGGUUGGCGGGAGUACAGGCCGGAGGAUCUCCCUGACAGAUAUGCCCCGCUCGCCCAUGAGCACUAACUCCUCUGGUCACACAGGCUCUGAUGGAGAGCAGGAGACACCAGACAAGGGCCAGGCUAGAGCCCCUGCUAGCCACUACAGUGCUGGGGAGGAGUCCAUGGACUGCACAGCAUCACCGGCUUCCACUCGACCUGAUCCUGUCUCUGGUGCCAAGGACAGCCCUAAACCAUUCCACACCCAGGGCCCUGCCCUGACUCUUGUUCCCAAGCAGGAGAAAGCAACACCCACAGGGAGCAUCCUUAAUCUCAACCUGGACCGAAGCAAAGCCGAGAUGGACCUAAAGGAGUUGAGUGAGACUGUGCAGCAGCAGCAGCAGCAACAGCAGGGGGUGCCACCAGUCCUCACCUCACCCAAAAGACAGAUCAGGAGCCGCUUCCAGCUCAACCUGGACAGAACCAUCAAGAGCUGCAAGGCCCAGCUGGGUAUAGAUGAGAUCUCUGAGGACGUGUAUAAGGGAGUGGAACACAGCGACUCCGAGGACUCUGAUAAAUCAGAUUCGAGUGACAGUGAGUACGCCAGCGAUGAGGAACAGAAACCUAAAGGGGGCCAGCACACUGAGGCCAAUGACAAGGGCGAGAAGGACACUUCCAAGAGGGGGUCCAAAGACCCCCUGCCCCCCAUCCAAAACAAGGAGGGCAAAACAGAGGGGCCAGGGCCAGCAACUGCAACGGCAACCAUGGGAGAUGCAGGGGUACCAUCUACCCUCUCUGAAUCCUUGUCAAAAGAGAAGCAGGGUGUAGUGUCAGACAAAGAGCCCCCAGAGAAAGCCAAAGCAGUCCCUGCAUCCCUAGCCCCCAGAGAGAAGCCCCAGGUGAAGCAGGAGGCCAGGCAGACCUCUCUGGUGGAUGACUCCGACUCUGAGAGGGAGCUGGUGAUUGACCUGGGGGAGGACCAGGGGGGCAGAGACCGGAAGAGGACUAGGAAAGAUGCACACGCAUCCAAAGAUCCACCAACCAAUAAGACAGAGGGUAAAGCCCCCACCCUGUCAAGUGCCCUUACUCCAUCUCAAAACAACACAGCCCCUUCCUUAACCCCCAGUGUGAAAGAUUCAUCACAGUCUCCACUAGCCAUCCCUCUAAACAUGGUGCCCUUCACUACUGCUGCUCCCACCACCAUUGGCCCGACCACCCUGGCCAGUGCCACAUCAACAGCCCCCAUCACAGCCUCCUCCGCCACCACAGCAGUAAAGAAACAGCGCCCUCUGCUGCCCAGGGAGACUGUCCCGGUGGUGCAGCGGGCAGUGGUGUGGAACCCCACCAACAAGUUCCAGACGUCCUCCCAGAAGUGGCACAUGCAGAAGGUGCAGCGGCAGCAGCAGAAUCCGCAGCCAGAUACGCCUCAGCUGCAGACAGCAUCACCUGACCAGCCACAGACACAAAAAUUGCCCCAAACGCCGGCCUCUGCAACAUCUUCAUCAUCAUUAUCGCCAGAGCAACCUUCCCAAAGCACGCGGUACCAGACCAGGCAAUCUGUCAAAGCUGUCCAGCAGAAAGACCCCCCACUCAGUACGUCCACGUCGGCUGUUACCCUGGUGACCAGUAUCCCAGCCUCUGUGGCCAUGAUGGCAGCUCCCGGAGUAGGCAAUGGCCCCUCCACCUCCAUGGCAGGGGACUUCCAGAUCCCUACCGCAUCAGCAGACGUAGCAGCUGACAUCGCCAAGUACACUAAUAAAAUAGUGGAUGCAAUCAAAGGGACGAUGACUGAGCUGUACACCGAGCUUUCCAAAAGCACUUCAGGGAACACAAUAGCAGAGAUUAGACGAUUGAGAAUUGAAAUAGAAAAACUGCAGUGGCUUCAUCAACAGGAGCUGUCAGAAAUGAAGCACAAUCUAGAGUUAACCAUGGCUGAGAUGAGGCAGAGUCUGGAGCAGGAGAGGGAGCGUCUGAUGGCGGAGGUAAAGAAGCAGACAGAAGUGGAGAAACAGCAGGUGGUGGAUGAGACCAAAAAGAAACAGUGGUGUGCCAACUGCAGGAAGGAAGCCAUCUUCUACUGUUGCUGGAACACCAGCUACUGUGACUACCCCUGCCAGCAAGCCCACUGGCCAGAACACAUGAAGUCCUGCACACAAUCAGCGACAGCCUCACAGCAAGAGCCUGAGUCAGGGUCCACGGCAGAUGGCCCAAACAAAGCCUCCGGACAGUCCAACAGUGGUCAAACUUCUCCCAGAGGAACGACAGCAUCUGCCCCCACAGACAAAGACUCUAACAUGGAGAAAAGCAAGGACAAUGUCACUGUCAGUCUGUCCUAACACUGAGCCCUUGCCAUGGCAUUGAGUUAUCACACUUGAACCUGUAACAUAAAAUACCGACACCUUCUUAGCUACUGUACAUGGACAUGUUUCGUUAGCAUUAGUCUUUUCAAGCUGCUGCUCUGAAGGUAUCAAAAUACUUUUUUAUUUUAAGUGAUCAUGACCAGAAUUUCAUCUUUCCCAAACGCUAUAAUCAUCCUUCUCCAUCUCAAGUUCAGAUGUACUUUAUGCCCAAAGUACUAUGGGACAAGUAACCACUAGAGAGCGCCACCUGUUCUCUUAAUCACUGUCACCUUGCAUUAUACACACUUUGCAAGCUCAUAGAGAAGCAGCUUUUCAUGGCCAAAUUUGUGUGAGGCAGAUGUACAGAAAGUGUAUCUAUUGUUAUACGUAAUAUUCAUAAAACUGUAUUGGGAGUACAUAAUACGUUUUGGUACUGUGUGAAAUAAUUGGACAGUUUGGUCAAUGAUCACCCAGAUGACCAAAUUGAAUGUGAAUGGACCAGAAUGGAACAUGGCUUCAGAUUGUUGAUACAAAUUAUUUUCAACCGCCUUCUUGUAUGUUAAUUUAUUCAUUAUUUAUGCUGAAAUGGUUGCCUACAUUUUUAUUGAGGAGAUAAUGUUUGAUGGACUGCCUGUUGAAUUAAGAUUUGGUACAGAGAUAGUUAUAUGAAGCUUUUCCAUUUCAGAAUGUUUUUCCCUUUCCUCCCUUAGGACUAACGCUCAUCAUAAUGCAACCGACAUUUGUCCUGUAUUCAUAUUUCUGUGUUCAUACUCUUUCAUCUUGUAUUGUUGUCACUGAGAAAUAAACCAUAUUUAUGGCAAACACAGGCCCUGAGAGCGAACAGAAUACAACACUAGUUUUUGAAAGCUCUUGCAUUUUCUACGUGUCUCCCACAUGAUGAUACAAAAACAUAAAUGUAUUUGGUUGAAAAUGAUCGGCUACGGUGAACUGACCACGUCUUUGUAUGUCAGGUUUGAACACUCUACUACAAUUUAUUCACUCAUCUGCAGGAAACCCCAUUUGAUUUUCAAACUAUUCUCCUACAGCACACUGUAAUGGAGUCAUUCCUCCCUGCCACGGUAUAGAGAAGAGACUAAAGGAACUCUGUUGUAUUUCAUGUUUGUUUACAUUCUCUAAAUAAAUAAAGUGUGUUGUUCUAAAACUGUC